Messenger RNA from Caenorhabditis angaria, 1024 nucleotides. The record is from the annotation of a GenBank genome assembly. Lineage: Eukaryota; Metazoa; Nematoda; Chromadorea; Rhabditida; Rhabditidae.
AUGACUCAAGUUCUUCUCACAGUUUUUGCCAUCGUUGCCCUCUUCGGAGCUGUUCACUCGUGAGUUUCCUAAUUUUUUGUGGUAGUUUUGAAAUUGUUUUUUUUUGAAUUUUAGACAAGUCGAAAACGAUGAAUGGGAUCCAACUACACGUGAUCGUACACAACAAUGUGAUGAAUUCAAAGAAUGGACAAAAGUUGAAUAUUUCUGUAAAGCAUUCAAUAACUGUUGUGAGAAAGCCUUUGAUCCACUAAACGGUGACAAAUGUCAAACCAAAACCCAAGUUUGUGAAAAAACCGGAGAUGACAGUUUCCACACUGUUUGCCAAUACCAAAAUUGCACGGAAAUGAUCACCACAACAACAACCACAACAACACCACUUCCAAGAGAAGAAUAUGCCAAUUCUGGAAUCAAUGGUAAGUGGAAAACAGAAAAACAAAAUAAUAAUUAAGAAAAUGUUACAUAAAGCACAACAUACCUGCUCAUAAAUAAGAGUCACAUUAAUCAUACCACAUGCAUUUUAUAUGUGCCUAAGCGGUUUUAGGAGCAACGAAAAAAAGCCAGGUGCACAUUUCACAAGCAAUAUGUAGUAGUAGAUUUUUGGCCUCGGGGCAAGAAAAGGGUCCCUAGAGAGAAGUGCACAUCAUUAGAAGCUGCUUGAAACAUUGCGAACGGAAAUUGCAUGACAAUUGAGUAGAGUGUUCAAGUAGAAGGAUAAGAACGUUGCUUAUAUGGAGAGGAAGUGGAAAAUAAAUUGAAUUUUUGACGAGAAGAAGGGCAUCGCAACUUUUUUAUCCCCCCUUUUCUUAGUUUUUUUGCGUUCUGUUCUGUUCCAUCGAUUCCCGCACGCGUGAUUACCUCCUAAUUGGCAAGAUAGAGGGGCAGGUGUGUGUGCAACCUUAGGGAUUAGGGAUUACCUGGGCCAUGCCAGGUGAAAUUGUGAUUCAAAAAACGUAUACCCUAAAUUACAGUAUUCACCGCAACAUCGAUUGUCGUCUCGUUCCUCUACCAAAUUAUCGUUGUGUAA